Molecule: messenger RNA, 381 nt
Organism: Brassica napus (rape)
Lineage: Eukaryota; Viridiplantae; Streptophyta; Magnoliopsida; Brassicales; Brassicaceae
Product: disease resistance protein RBA1-like
Exons: 2
Coding region: 1-381 (126 amino acids)
Biological process (GO): signal transduction
Source: RefSeq, a predicted model, not a curated record
AUGAAGAAACUAGCGGACAAAGGAAAGAUCCAAGUCAUUCCAAUAUUUUACAAGGUGAGAGCACGUGACGUGAGGAGAGUCAGGAGACAGACAGGUGAGUUUGGUGAUAACUUCUGGAACCUCGCGAAAGCUUCUAGUGGAGAUCAGAUCAAGAAAUGGAAGGAAGCACUGGAGUGUAUCUCUGGCAAGAUGGGUUUGUCGUUGAAAGAUGAGAGCUCUGAAGCUGAUCUUGUCAAGGAAAUUGUUAAGGAGGUUGUGAGAGUUGUAGCAGCAGCUAGACUCAAGGAAGUAGAAACCCGUUUUGAGAAAAAAAGGAGAAAUGAUUGCAAUUGCCCAUGUCAGCUUCCCGUUAUCAAGAGGAUCAAAACCGAAAAGUUGUGA